AUGGGUCGUCUAAUUGCUUGGAGACAAACGAAGGAAGAUGGAAAACUAAGCAACCGUACAAUUUUUUGUUCGAUUUCAGUGAUCGUCGACUUGCUCAGUAAGACCGUGUUGGCUGUAUUCUUGAAAGCGGCUAAAACAUCGAGCGUAACAAAGCCCGCGAGCACCCGUAGGCGUGAGGUGCAAGCGGGGCUUAUGCCUGACCGACACAAGUCGGCAUGA
This is a messenger RNA of Puccinia graminis f. sp. tritici CRL 75-36-700-3, 219 nucleotides long. RefSeq lists its product as uncharacterized. The transcript has a single exon. Lineage: Eukaryota; Fungi; Basidiomycota; Pucciniomycetes; Pucciniales; Pucciniaceae. The record is from RefSeq and is a predicted model, not a curated record. Bases 1 to 219 code for a protein of 72 amino acids.